AUGGUAAGAACAAAGGAUGUCAACACUUUGGUCACAGAGAUUGUUUGUGAUGAAACAAACAAGUCGUGUAUGUACAGAGAAUGCACACAAUGCAAAGAUAAGGUUCCAAACUUUGACUACACCAAUGAUAAUGGCGAACAGGUAAAAUGGUUUGAGUGGAAGACUAGAAGGGAAGAAAUAGUGGACAAGGGAAAUGAUAGAUCUAGGACUGUAACAAAGACUGUAAAGGACCAAGAUCAAGGUACAAGAGAAGUGUUGGCAUCUGAAAUAAAUGCUGAAAUGCAGAAAGCAUGUAGGCACAUAUUUAACAUUAGGAAUCAAUAUAAAGCACUAAAAUAUUUAAGAUCGAAUUUGACACAUGAAGAAAUAAUGGUUCACAUUGACUUCUCUGAAAAUUAUGCAUGCAAGUACUCAGACGAGAUCCAGUCAAUGCAUUUUGGAGGCUCCAGAAAUCAGCUUUCUCUCCAUACGGGCGUUAUUUAUCUUCGAGAUGAAGUGAUCCCAAUUUGCACUGUGUCCGAUUUUCUGCGGCACGAUCCCGCGGGUAUUUGGGCUCAUCUCACACCCAUUUUGAAAUAUGUCACAGAAGAUAGGAAUCUCACAAGCAUUCAUUUCAUAAGUGAUGGGCCAACUACCCAAUACCGCAAUAAAAAUAACAUUUACUUGUGGGGACAUAAGAUCGCUGAGUACGGCUUCAAGAAAUCUACUUGGAAUUUCCUAGAAGCAGCACAUGGGAAAGGUGCCGCUGAUGGCGUCGGCGCUGCUGUUAAACGUGCAGCCGACCAACAGGUCAUAUUGAAAAAGAAUGACAUAACGUGUGCUAAGGACUUCUAUCAGCUUUUAUCUGGUGGUACAUCUACAUCCACAGUGAAAAUGUUUCUGGUUGAAGAGAAUGAACUCAAGAAAGUUGAUGCUGAAUUACCUAGUGACCUUCGUCCUAUUCCAAGCACAAUGAAAAUCCACCAGAUGAUCAUUGAGGGUCCGGAUUCAUUCGCUACGAAAGUGGUGUCAUGUUUCUGUAAGCAUCCAACAACGUUAUUGUGUGACUGUUAUCAGCCAGAUACUCACCAGUUGCCCCCGAGAAAGUUGCCAGCAGACGAUGAAGGAAAGCAAUUGAAACAAGCUACUGAAGAGACGUCUAAGGUAAAGACGUCUAUGGUAGAAAAGGCAAGUUCCAUUCAAAAUUACAUGUGUGUGGCCUUUCUAAAAACAUGCGCUGUUUACUAA
This is a messenger RNA of Dreissena polymorpha, 1227 nucleotides long. RefSeq lists its product as uncharacterized. Lineage: Eukaryota; Metazoa; Mollusca; Bivalvia; Myida; Dreissenidae. The record is from RefSeq and is a predicted model, not a curated record. Bases 1 to 1227 code for a protein of 408 amino acids. The transcript is spliced from 3 exons.